Molecule: messenger RNA, 1388 nt
Organism: Schistocerca nitens (vagrant locust)
Lineage: Eukaryota; Metazoa; Arthropoda; Insecta; Orthoptera; Acrididae
Gene: frj
Product: lysophospholipid acyltransferase 7
Exons: 8
Coding region: 70-1260 (396 amino acids)
Biological process (GO): phosphatidylinositol biosynthetic process; lipid modification
Cellular component (GO): mitochondria-associated endoplasmic reticulum membrane contact site; membrane
Molecular function (GO): lysophospholipid acyltransferase activity
Source: RefSeq, a predicted model, not a curated record
UGCAUGUGCAGAUAGUGCAGUGUUUACGGUGUUUGGUAUUUUGUGUUUUUGUUAUUGUGUGAAACAAAAAUGGAAUGGGAUGAUGUUUUAUACGUAUCGUUUCUUUUAUUCAGUAUUUUAUUUGGUUACGUAAUUCGGACUAUUAGGAGCAGAGAAAGAAAGAAAUACAUCGCCACAUUUGUUGGACUACUUGUCGUUUACGCCGUAGCCGGCGUACAUAUUUUGCACCCUCUGUUUUCUACGUUGGUCAGUACGAUGAUUAUCACUCGUGGAAAUCGUAGGUCAAGCCAUUUAAUCAAUCUCGCAUUUUUAUUUGGCUACCUGUUGUUUUUUCGAAAUACCAUUUAUUUUGGAAUACCAUACCCACCACCACAUGCAAACCUUGUACAGAUGAUUCUUACACUCAAGCUUUCUGGCUUGGCUUUUGAAAAGAAUGAUUCCGAAAGUAAGAAUGUGUCAGAAAAGUCCAGCGAUAAGCUAGAACUCCAACAGCAAGAAGAAAUUAAUUAUGAUGGAUUGGAAAUAUUUCAUUAUGCUUUUUGUUAUGUUGGUGUUCUCACAGGUCCUUAUUACAGAUAUCGUACAUAUCGGGACUGGGUACAGUGUCCUUUUGCUGAGUUUGCACCUUGCAUUCAGGCAACAAUCCAAAAGCUUAAAUAUGUGCCAUUGUAUGCAGGCUUAUUUCUUCUUGCCUCAUACCUGUAUCCAAUUCAGUACAUGGAGUCAGAAGAAUUUUACAAUGAGAGAUCUAUUCUCUACCGUAUAUGGUACCUGACUCCUACGUUUUUCAUAUUUCGCAUGAGACUGUACACUGGCAUGGUACUGUCUGAAUGUGUCUGUACUAUGGCUGGAUUUGGGGCCUAUCCUGCUUCAGCUGAAUCUCGAAGAGGUCAUGGACCAACAAAAACAUACACAGAUGUGUAUGUUAACUCUGGAAAUGGAAAGAGAGAAUCCUAUGAUUUUGAAACAGUCCAUAAUGUUGAUCCUUUCUUAAGUGACUUUGUUCCAACUACUCGUGCUGCAAUGAAGCACUGGAAUUCUUGUGUACAGUAUUGGUUGGCUGUCUAUGUCUACAAAAGACUACCAUUUAAAAAGCUGCGGACUCUGAUAACUAUGUCUGUGUCGGCCUACUGGCAUGGCGUCCAUGCAGGCUACUAUUUGUGCAUGUGCACAGUUCCAUUCUACUUGCCUGUUGAAGACCUGUAUGUUCGACUUUUCCAGAAAGAUGCUAAAGGAAAUUACCAAGGGAACAGUUACUGAGAGGAGUUGGGAGUGAUCGGCCGCAGUCUGCGGUGGAGAGAAGCCAUGUGACAGGAGAGGUUGCAGCGUGCUGUGAUUGUGCUAUUAAUGCUGCAGGAGACUGGUAUUAGUUGAGGAUUUUUGGUAAU